Messenger RNA from Paramecium octaurelia, 1600 nucleotides. Lineage: Eukaryota; Ciliophora; Oligohymenophorea; Peniculida; Parameciidae. The record is from the annotation of a GenBank genome assembly.
AUGGGGUGUUGCUGUUCAAUUAAAUCUCCGAGUCAAACAACUCUUGGAAGGGAAGUUGAGUGUCCAAAGUGUUAAUAACUUUUCCCAUCUUACACAACUAAUCAUGCUGUAAUAUAUAAAAAUUAAAUUUGAAGUUUAAUGAUCACUUAGAUAAUUGCCUAUUGUCUUCUUAAUAAAAUUUAAAUAGAAUAGAAGAUUACCGAGGGAUAAAAUAUUGGGAAAAGGUUUAAAACGAAUAAGGAUUCUAGUGGGUACUAAAGGAAUACAACCCUAGUCUCUAAAUAAAUGAAUAGGUAACUAUGAGAAAUAAAAAAGAAUAUUUAACAAGAACCUUUUGGUUAAAAGCAAGUUUGGUUCAGAGCUAAACUAGAAAAACUUAGAAUUCCAUGGCAAGUAAAUUAAAUAAAAAAUACAUUAGAAUGGAUGCACUGUUCUAUCUGUUUCAUAAAAUCAAUUAUUAGAAUCUUCAGUGGAGAGCAUAAUGAAAUUGAAAUCUCGUCUUUUACAUGGAGAAUUGAAAAUAAAAUUUCAAGAGGAUCAAAAAGUUUAGGAUGCAGGAGGUUUGCUGAGAGAAUGGUCAACUUCUAUUUUAUAAUAAUUAGUUGAUUAGGGAUAUCUGUAAAAAACUGACACUAAAGAACUCACAUACAAAUUCAAUCCAAAUGUUUAAUCAAAUACCAUUGACAAAAGAUAACUCUUUUCCUUUUUAGGAAUAAUUGUGGGAAAAUGUCUUUUUGAAAGAAUCCCACUUAGUUCAUUUUUAGAUCGUACAAUUAUUAAACAUAUCUUGAGACAGAAGAUAGUGUUGGAAGACAUCAAAUAUUUUGAUGAAGAUGUAAUAUAAUAAGAUUAUUGGUUUAGCUAUUUUAUUCUUGGCAAUAUUUAUUAAAUAAUAAUUCUGAUUCAUUAGAUCUCUAUUUUUAGUUAGAAUAUUUUGGUAAGACUAUCAAUUUAAAAGAAAAUGGAUGUGAAAUCAAAGUUACUAAUUCUAAUGCUUAGGAAUAUAUCAAUUUAAAGUAUCUUUAAUUAUAACACAUCCUAGUAUAUUCUACUACACCUCAUAGUUUUUGGAACCUUAUCUCUCAGAUUUUCUCACAGGAUUCUAUCAAGUGAUUCCAAAAACUUUAUUAAGAAUUUUCAAACCUCAGGAAUUAGAAAUGAUCUUAUUUGGACUUCCAUUUAUAGAUCUUUAAGAUUGGUCCAAAUAUACAAUAUAUAAAGAUUGUUCUGCAGAGGAUUACUUUAUUAAAUGGUUUUGGUAGAUCUUAAGCACUUGGAGUUAGGCUGAACUAUCUUAAUUUUUGAGAUUUUGUACUGGUUCAACUAGAGUUCCAGUGGAAGGUUUUAGGUAAUGAGAAUCCCUAAUAAUAGUAAACUCGAGAGCAACAGAGGAGAAAUAUCAUAUUUCUGUAUUUAAGCCAGUAAUUUCGAUUAAGAAAAUCCAUAUCCUAAGGCUCAUACAUGUUUUAACAGAUUAGAAUUACCAAAGUAAAUAUAUAGUUUUGUAAAGGUAUCUAGAUAUGAAGAACUGGAAACAAUGGAAGUUUUUUUGAAGGCAACUAUUCACGAAGCAUUGGAAGGUAUUUUUGGUUUAGAAUGA